Messenger RNA from Cooperia oncophora, 180 nucleotides. Lineage: Eukaryota; Metazoa; Nematoda; Chromadorea; Rhabditida; Trichostrongylidae. The record is from the annotation of a GenBank genome assembly.
AUGACUCAGCGUCACGUCGGAUCAUUAGUGGCUGACAUCCAUCGCACACUUUUCUACGGAGGAAUAGUUCUCUAUCCACCCACGAAUGAUGCCCCGGACGGAGAGGACAAAAUCGUUGUUUCACCUUUCGCGGCAGUCAGUUCGAGUAUCAGGUGCGAGCAGAAUGCUGCUAUGUCUUGA